This is a messenger RNA of Stylophora pistillata, 3205 nucleotides long. RefSeq lists its product as uncharacterized. Gene Ontology annotation, molecular function: protein binding. NCBI's taxonomy places the organism in Eukaryota, Metazoa, Cnidaria, Anthozoa, Scleractinia, Pocilloporidae. The record is from RefSeq and is a predicted model, not a curated record. Gene Ontology annotation, biological process: signal transduction.
GAAUAUGCCUAUCAGCUACGAAAGCAAAUCAUCCCAUUGAUGAUGGAACGUCGGUUUCAACCCAGGGGCUGGUUGGGCAUUAUAAUGGGCACCAAGCUGUGGAUGGACUAUAGGGAGAUGGAAAAUUUUGAAGCGGGAACCAGCCACCUCAUAAAGGAACUUGGCAAGACAGUGAAAUCCCAAGGAAGUGGAAAACACAAAUCAAAGGAGGACGAUCUCACCAAGACACUUCUGUCUUACAAGAAGAAUCACCGAAAUGUUUAUGUGUAUCUUUCUGAGUGUGAGAAACUUAUCAGAGGCCUGCACUCUUAUCUUGCAUCUGGUAAGUUGGCUUCAAAUGAAGCGUUUUGGAAAGCAGACUGCCUCGUUGGACUUUAUGGUAAGAUACCCGACCCAACAAGUAGGCAUUUGGUUGCGAACUUCUUGGUUGAUGUAAAUUUACCAGAGUUUUUGACCGAGAUAGUAAGAAUUCUUCGGAGUCGUUUAUAUCACGAGGAGCCUUCGCAAGCAGGAGAAAAAACGGUUGGGCCCGUAGAGAAAGAUGUGAAGGCAACAAGAAAGAAAAAAGCGACUGCUUUGAAGGCAAGAUCUGAAGAUGAGAUUCCAUCUGAGGGAAAUUCGGAUGCUAAAUGGACCGUCGAAGUACUGUUAUCAGUGGCAGUUGCCAUUCUGAACUUUACUGAUUUCCACGAUGCCUUCUGUGUGGCGUGUGGGAAUGCAGGGCUGAUCAGGGAAUAUUUGGAGUUGUUAGAACAUCUGAAGAAGUGUACUCCAGAGUUUGAAGUUCAUACGACUUUUCUGACCAGUGCUGAAGACAAAGACUCCAACUUCUCAAGAAAAGGUAGCUUGAUAUUUGAAGUUCUGGGAGUGCUUCACAAUCUCUCCAAACGAAUCAGCCUCAAGAAACAUUUCGAUGAUGGUAAUGCCGUGGAGACGCUGUUGAGCUUUUUUCGAACAAAGUUCCCUGUCUACAGAAUGACUUCUCUUCUUACCCUGGCUUACCUGGUGGACGAGAAAAACAACCACCUGAUAAUGGCUAGUGAAGAACCGAUCAAAGAUAUUCUGAAGUUGCUGGACAAAGCGAGUCACUCCGCCAACCGACGCAGUCUGGGAUUCUCGGCGGCAGAAAUAGCUUAUGGACUGAUGCACGUGGCUACCAACGAUGGGAACAAGAGGAUGAUCGGCCAGCAUGGAGGUAUUCCCAUGCUGGUCUCCAUGUUACGAGGUCCCAAGGAACACAAGGAAGAGCAAGUGGCGGCAACCAAAGCGCUGUACAUGUUGUCGUUCGACAAGACGAACAAGGAAAUAAUUAAAACUGACAGGGACACCAUGUCGUCGCUGCAAAGUCUGCAGAGUUCAGAUAAUAAGGAAAUAUUGCAAGCGGUGUCUGGUAUAAUGUGGGAAAUACACGGAAAGAAGGGACACUCCGAAAACACAGAUUCUGAAGAGCAUGUGAUGAUAAGCUACCAGUGGGAUACACAGCAAGCUAUGCUUCGAGUGAAACAGGAGCUCGAAACUCGAGGAUUCUCGGUAUGGAUGGACGUGGAGCAGAUGGAAGGAUCCAUUUUGGAAACAAUGGCUCGAGCUGUGGAGAAAUCGUCUGUGUUAGUCGUAGCAAUGUCACGAAAAUACCAAAACAGUCCUAACUGUAGAUCAGAGGCCGAAUACGCUUACCAGAGAAGGAAACGCAUAAUUCCACUGAUGAUGGAAUCUGGAUAUAACCCUGAGGGCUGGCUGGGGAUUAUACUGGGCGCUAAGCUGUGGAUGGACUUCAGGAAGGAGCCGAAUGUUGGAAUUCAACAGCUUCUGAAGGAAAUUUCUAAAGUAAAAACGGCUACCUCCCAAAGCCAAUUGAUGGGAAGCACCCCACUAAAGGCAAGCGGAAGUGAGAAGGUUUUAAAAUGGAGGAAAGAGGAUGUCGCCAAAUGGUUACAGGAUAUUGGAUUUCCAGUAGAGGGCAUCAGUGUCAGAGGAAAGCUGGAUGGUCCCCUGUUGCACAUGCUCAAUGAAUUGAGGAAAGAGAGCCCCGAAUUGUUUUACAGCUCAGUUAAAACAGACCUCUGCUUCCCGACUGUAAUCGAAGUUCUUCAGUUUACCAAAGAGUUGAAAGAACUAUUUGGGUAAAUCAAUAUAGUGAACCUCAGCAUGAACUUCUGGUGCAGGAUAGUAUGGUCUACAUGUAAGAACUACUUUGACGCGAGUGAGUCAAUUCAAUUCGUAGGACAUGCCUUAUGAGUUAGACGCCGCCACCUUUGUUCGCGCCGUAAAUCAAUCUCCUAGCAGCAGGUUGAACAUCAUGAUUACCCAAACCCAGCCCACCUUCAUGCACCUGUCACACAACACAAUGCCAAAAUGGUGUGUGGAAUGAAAACGUCAAUGGGAGAAAGGGAGGGGAACAAUGCAGGCAGUUUAGCAAAGAAAAUUAAGCGAAAGUGUAUCGCAAUGCACCUGCAUGCCUUCCUGGAGUCCCCAUGUAUAUCACAGUGACGAAAGCUCUGCACUGACUUGGUUUUAAUCUGGUUCAAAUUGAUAUAGCCUCGUUAAAAUUUUAGGCGAAGCUGGCCACCCUCUACCACAUUUAAGGGCAGUCACCCUUUAAGGGCAGUCAAAUUUAUUGGAUAACACGUAUUUCAUGGGGCAGAGCAAACCGUGUUACAGAUUUGACGGUUUCGAAUCCCAACGUAGCCUUGAUAUAUGUGCUUUGCCUGCAAAUACGGUAUGAGACGAUCGUUUCCUUCCCUAAACUGUAACGUGUUUUUCCUCUUCGAAGAGAAGUGUAGCCGAGACCUAUUUUCGAACAUGUACCUCAGAGUAACGAAAGCUACGCGAUCUAGAAGAACGUUCCAAAUGUGCAUCAUUUACCCUUGGCACCACUGUUUUACUCCGCAGUUCUUGCUUAUUUCGUUAAACAUCUGGUUUAACUUUGAGGAGGGAUCGUAAUCGGUACCAAGUUGAAUUUCACUCUUUCCAACAUUAACAAGGGGAAUUGAAGGAGGUGCCGACAGCUCAUUUAAAAUAUAGGUACUAUUUCAUUGUUGAAUGUGGCUUUGUAAAUUACUAAGGGUGACUGCCAGAUCAUGUUUACAACUGUACAGUAGGAUUUAUGGGAUAAUCUUAAAGUUAUUAGACUUCUCUUGUUCGAAAAAAUACGAACGGAUACAAAAGCAGAAUGCACGUAAGAUGAUCCAGAAAAAAGAAAUUACAG